Molecule: messenger RNA, 2107 nt
Organism: Archocentrus centrarchus (flier cichlid)
Lineage: Eukaryota; Metazoa; Chordata; Actinopteri; Cichliformes; Cichlidae
Gene: slc3a1
Product: solute carrier family 3 member 1
Exons: 10
Coding region: 1-2070 (689 amino acids)
Biological process (GO): amino acid transport; carbohydrate metabolic process
Source: RefSeq, a predicted model, not a curated record
AUGAGUUUUAGAAAAGACUCCGACAGUAUGGAGCUUGGGGAGUGCACCAGAAACCCGGGUUAUAAGGAUGCAGACAAAGAUGGGUCAGCAGCGGGGGACACCACCAGCGUCUCCGACACCGAGGGGAAGCGGGACUCCAUCGGCGUGAAGCGGGUCUCGGACGAGCCAGAUGAGUACAAGCAGCUCAAACCGUACGCCGGGAUGCCUAAGGAGGUGCUGUUGCUGUACUCCUCUAAGGCCCGGUACCGAGUCCCCCGAGAGAUCCUGUUCUGGCUAACGGUGUGCUGCACCCUGGCACUGUUGGCAGUCACCAUCGCGGUGAUCGCACUUUCUCCGCGGUGCCUGAGCUGGUGGCAGGCCUCCCCGGUGUACCAGAUUUAUCCCCGGUCCUUCAAAGACUCCGACGGGGAUGGGGUCGGAGACCUCAAGGGGAUUAAGGAGAAGCUGGAUCACUUUGAAUACCUUAACAUCAAAUCCAUUUGGAUCAGCCCUUUCUACCGUUCUCCCAUGAAAGACUUCGGGUAUGAUGUGGAGGACUUCCGGGAUAUUGAUCCACUCUUUGGAACCAUGAAGGACUUUGAGGAACUCCUGGCUGCAAUGCACAACAAAGGUUUGAAGCUGAUUAUGGAUUUCAUUCCCAAUCAUACCAGUGAUCGACAUCGCUGGUUCAACUUGAGCCGGAAUCGAGAUCCUCACUAUGAAGAUUAUUACAUCUGGGUCGACUGCAAACCAGACGGGCCGAAGCCUAAUAACUGGGUGAGUAUUUUUGGGAACUCGUCGUGGACAUAUGAUGAAGUUAGAGGGCAGUGCUACCUCCACCAGUUUCUCAAGGAGCAACCAGACCUGAACUUCAGAAACCCAAAUGUCUGCAAAGAGAUAAUUGAUCUUAUUCGUUUCUGGCUGGAGAAGGGAGUGGAUGGCUUCAGGAUGGAUGCAGUGAAGCACAUACUGGAGGCUGCACACUUGAGGGACGAACCACAGGUGGAUCCAAACAUGCCACCAGAGUUGGUAACUACAGAGUGGGACCUCCACAGUGACUACACCACCAGUCAAGUGGGCUUGCAUGACCUACUGAGAGAGUUUAGGGCAGAGAUGGACAUCUACAGCCAGGAGCCUGGUAGAUACAGGUUCAUGGUGACAGAGUCGUAUGAUUAUGAGGAGGUUGAUAAGACCAUGAUGUACUACGGCACCCAACUGCAAAAAGAAAGUGACUUCCCCUUUAACUUUUACCUGCUGGAUCUACCUCACAACAGCAGCGGCGUGUGGGCUAAACAUCUGGUUCACCUCUGGAUGGGCAACAUGCCCAAAGGAAAAUGGCCCAACUGGGUGGUUGGAAACCACGACAGGUCUCGAAUUUCUUCCAGUGCCGGUCGGAUCUACGUUCGUACCAUCAACAUGAUGCUGCUGACCCUUCCAGGCACGGCCACCACCUACUAUGGCGAGGAGAUUGGCAUGGAGAACAUUAACGUGACGGCAAGUCAGAUACAAGACCCAGCUGGCAAAUACAAUACGAGUGCCAGUCGGGACCCUGAGCGUUCUCCAAUGCAGUGGAAUGGUGACAUGAAUGCAGGUUUUAAUGACAAAACUAAUGUCACCUGGUUGCCGGUACACCCUGACUACAAAACCGUCAAUGUGGAGGUCCAGAAGGAAGAUGACACCUCUGUUCUGGCUCAGUACCGUUACCUGAACACGCUGCGUCAAUCGGAGCUCCCCCUUAACCGUGGAUGGUUCUGCUACAUCCACGCUGAUGCCAAUGUCUUCUCUUACAUCAGAGAGCUUGAUGGGCUUCAGCGAGCUUUCCUCAUAGUGCUUAACUUUGGUCAAGAAUCAGCUAUCACAGAUCUCUCCUCUGUUCAUGAGCUACCGGGCGAGCUGAAGGUGCUGAUGAGCACAAACAGAGUCAAUAAUGGCAAAGUGUUCCCAAAGUCUCACAUCCAGACAGAAGCAGGAGAGGGUUUGGUGAUUCAGUACUCCACCCACACUCGGUUUAAUCCCAAACAUCCCGAAGAGUGCUACAUCUCUGAGAAGGCUUGCUAUUUGGAGACCAUAGGCAUACUUUAUAAAUGUUAAUAAGAUUGGAUCUGAAUAUUGAAUUAUUGCUGUUUCA